ACGGAUAUUACAGGAUAGCGACGGUUAUGUGACGAGAGCGUUUGUUAGGCCUUUCGUGCGUCACGCUUUACUUCCAGACACGUAUGUUAACGUUACAUCAGCGAAAAAACAGAUCUUUUUGUGAAAGGAAGCGCGACGGGGAGUCACGAUGACAGAGGAUAAUCGAAAAAUUUCCGUAAACAAAUGGAUCUCGAGAAUAGUAAUUGCCACAAUUGUUUUGCUCAUCAUUCUAAGUUUGCCGGCUAUCUGCGAGAGUGCUGACGAGUCGCCGAGUUACAAAUAUACGAAGGAGGCCAACGAGAAUUUGAAACAAAAACAACAUUAUCAUGACGACCACGAACACCAUCACUCGGAUCACGAUCACAGCCACAAGCAUGGUAACCAUGAAGAUGACGUUUUGCGGAAGAGUCACAACAUCAUUCUCCGAGCUGUUGGAUCGACCUUGAUCAUAUCCGCGGCUCCUUUUUUUAUAUUGUUCUUCGUUCCACUUGACAAUACCAAGCAGCGCGAAUCGCUGCUGAAAAUUCUAUUGAGCUUUGCCUCCGGUGGUCUGUUGGGUGAUGCGUUUCUUCAUUUGAUCCCUCACGCAAUGGACCCUCAUUCGCACAAAGAGGAGACACAUUCCCAUUUUCAUGGACCUGAAGAUCAUUCACAUGAUCAUUCGCAUAACAUAUCUGUUGGAUUGUGUAUAUUGUCAGGAAUAACGGUGUUUCUGAUAGUAGAAAAAGGAGUGCGCAUCAUUAAAGGUGAUCAUGGUCAUUCCCAUCACAACGUUGAAAAAGAAGAUACAUCUUCCGAGAAGAAUAAGGAGAAAAAGAAUAGCAACAAAGCGGCCUCCAAAAUGCACGAGACAUCUGGCAGUGACUUAAAAAUUGCCGGCUACUUGAAUCUGGUUGCAGACUUUCUGCACAAUUUCACUGAUGGUCUAGCCAUAGGAGCCAGUUACAUGGCCGGGACUAGUGUUGGUUAUGUAACAACGUUCAUGAUUUUAUUGCAUGAGAUUCCACAUGAAAUCGGUGAUUUUGCCAUUCUAGUACAAAGUGGUUAUAGCAAGAGAAAGGCUAUGAUGUUACAGUUGGUAACUGCUAUAGGAGCUUUGUUAGGAACGUUUGUUUCUUUAUUGACGGAAGGAAUGGGUGAUCUUGCAACAAAAUGGAUUCUUCCGUUUACAGCAGGAGGCUUUAUUUAUAUCGCAACUGUUUCCGUAAUACCGGAGCUUCUGACCGCAACAAAACUUCGACAGUCGAUUAUGGAGAUCUGCGCGCUUGUUUUCGGAGUAUAUAUGAUGGUGCUCAUAUCGGACUUUGAAUAGGAGAUAUACUUAUUUAAAACAGGUUUCAUAUUUUGAUUUUCAUUUUGUUCGUUCUCAUUGACGUCUAAAGAAGUUUUGAUAACUGCUAUAGUAGCAUCGUGUAAAAACAGUCAAACAAAAAAGUGCAAUUUAGUUGUACGAUACAAAUUAUAAUUUUGUUAAAAAAAAAAAAAUACUAGUAGCACCAUUUGUUUUACGUUGUUGUCACUUUCUUUUUUUUUGUGAUCAGUCAUUGCAUUUAUUCGAAAUGAGUAUAAUUGUAAGUAUAUCUUAUAGAUAUACAUAUUGUGCUAUGCUUUAUUUUUUUAUGACAAACUUUGCGACUUCGUACGUACUAUAGAACUUAUAGCAUAAGACAAUAUUGUAUCGAUUUUAAAAUUUACAUAUAUAUUUGUUUCGAACUCUUUCAUUUAAACUGAACAAUUUUCGUAGACAAUUUUUUUCUGUGCAAAAAGUAAUUUGAUAUAUUAGAGCUUGUGUGUUAUAUAUAAAAAUUUUGUAUUUUGUAUUAUUAUAUAUCAUGUCAAAAUACACUUUACUUAAAUAUAUGCAAUACAUUUGUUAAGACUGAGACUUGAUUGUUAUUUUACUAUUUUUGCAUGC
Molecule: messenger RNA, 1915 nt
Organism: Pseudomyrmex gracilis
Lineage: Eukaryota; Metazoa; Arthropoda; Insecta; Hymenoptera; Formicidae
Gene: Catsup
Product: protein catecholamines up-like
Exons: 3
Coding region: 149-1312 (387 amino acids)
Biological process (GO): intracellular zinc ion homeostasis; zinc ion transmembrane transport
Cellular component (GO): membrane
Molecular function (GO): zinc ion transmembrane transporter activity
Source: RefSeq, a predicted model, not a curated record